AUGAGCACCACCGAGCAACAGCAACUUCCCUCGCGUGAGGAGCUUCAGCAGCGUGCUGUUGAGGGCCACCCCAUCACCACCGAUGAGGUUUCAAAGAUCGCUAAGACGGAGGCUGAGCUGACGGACGGUCGUGGACCUAUUGCGGGCGGAGUUGCCGCGACGGCGCAGAGCUUGAAGGCCAAGCAGGAGCACUUUAUUGAGGUGGCCAGCGAGGUGUCUCACAAGCCCGUCAACGAGGUCACCAAAGAGGAUGCAGCUGCUGUCGAGAGCGCCGAGGCACGUCUUCUUGGUCACCGUCCCCCCAAGGGAUCGACUGCCGCCACGAUUCAGUCGAUCGCCGACAAGAACGAGAGACUUAUGUCCGAGACCAAAGAGGGGUCCUAA
This is a messenger RNA of Neurospora tetrasperma FGSC 2508, 384 nucleotides long. RefSeq lists its product as uncharacterized. The record is from RefSeq and is a predicted model, not a curated record. The transcript is spliced from 2 exons. Bases 1 to 384 code for a protein of 127 amino acids. Lineage: Eukaryota; Fungi; Ascomycota; Sordariomycetes; Sordariales; Sordariaceae.